AGGAAAGAUUACAAAUCACAAACUGGCUCGUAGCAAUGGCAUGUUAGAUCCAAAUAUCCGACUUCCUUUGGAUAAAUACAGACCUGCCCCAGAGACCCAUGCUGAUAUUGUGAGUGAGACACUGUGGAACUAUCUUGAGAAGGCAUACGGUGUACAAGGAAGGGCAUACAGCGAAGAUGAUCUGCAUGGGCCAGAGUAUGUUAGACUGAGGAUCUAUUUCGAUGAUUUCAAAACCAGUAUAUUAUCAUACCCUUAAUAUCAUCCCUUCCACAAAACAAGCAAACACACAAACACAAACACAAACACAAACACAACACAGCCACCAACUCACUCGCAAAAAAAACAAGCAUACACACAUAUACACACGAACACGAACAUAUACUCCCUUGCAGUGCUAUAUAGGCAUGCAGUUCAAGAGCAAAGUUUGUCAGUGGUUUUUUUUUGAGAGAAAUGGUUUUUGUAUACAAAAAAAAUGUCCAUGAGGUCAAGUAAAGAUACAAAACCCACUUCUUUAUAUAUAUAAAUGUUAUUUUGGGAUAUAAUUAU
Messenger RNA from Phycomyces blakesleeanus NRRL 1555(-), 546 nucleotides. RefSeq lists its product as hypothetical. The coding region runs from base 41 to 256 and encodes 71 amino acids. The record is from RefSeq and is a predicted model, not a curated record. NCBI's taxonomy places the organism in Eukaryota, Fungi, Mucoromycota, Mucoromycetes, Mucorales, Phycomycetaceae. The transcript has 2 exons.